Messenger RNA from Papilio machaon (common yellow swallowtail), 2097 nucleotides. RefSeq lists its product as uncharacterized. The transcript has 7 exons. The coding region runs from base 29 to 2086 and encodes 685 amino acids. The record is from RefSeq and is a predicted model, not a curated record. NCBI's taxonomy places the organism in Eukaryota, Metazoa, Arthropoda, Insecta, Lepidoptera, Papilionidae.
UUUUCUAAUAAAAACAAAGAUAAUAAAAAUGGCAUUAUUUAUGAAACAAGACUUCAAUCCGCCUGUGCUUUCUAGGAAAUGGAUUGCUAUAAAGUUAAGACCGAAUAUGUUACUGUACAGUCGGGAUAACAUCAUAUAUAUCUUGGAAAGUGGGUUACUGUUCAGAGAGGAUUGUGCAGAGGUUGAACAGGAGAUACCAGUAGUGGUGCGGCAAGCUGGUGGCUGGUUGACAACUGGAGAACAGGUUACAGCUGCUGCGUUAGUGGCAGCUUGUAUGGUAGCUUGUCCACCUCGGAAUUUACAGCGGUCUACAUUACUGCGUACAGCAUCGUAUCUGUUACUACCAGUAUGUGUGAGAUGGGUACACAGACGACAAUGUCGGGGUCGUUUACCAGAUUUGUUGUCUUUAAUGCGCGACUAUCUCGCUCUUGCUCGUCGCGCUGCUGCACUCUGCAGGGAAUAUACUGCACUACAUACUAAAUUGGAGUCGUUAUCAUCAGUGAUUGAGGCGACACACGUGAUGCUGUGUCGUCAACAGAGCAGUCUCUCUGUGCUACUUGCGCGCGCUUCCUCCGCCGUGCUCGGUAAUGCAUCCUGGCUCAGAGACGACCUCGCUUGGGACGCGGUCACUAAUCGCGACAAUGAUAACUUAUUAAAAAUUCAUCACGUGUUUCUAGUUGUACAGUCAACGUUACUCAAACAUAUAGCAAUGGUACACUUCAUUCCUCCAACACACGCUAGAAAAAUGUAUAAAAAUCAUAACGAACUCAUUUACUGGAUUCAUAAAACGCUCAUAGAAUAUCUAAUAAAUGAAUUCAGAGAGAAUUAUAAUUCAUUAGAAAGAAUGUAUCGAUUACUUAAGAACUAUGGUGUUAAAGAUGAACCGAAAACCGGUCGAGUUGUUAAAGAUAGUUGGAUGUACUCCGAUGUACACACAGACAUAGCUAGAGCUUCUUUGGAACUGAAAUUAGCUCUAACAAAGUGUAACAGCAUAGAUAUGUUCCUAGAUGCGUGUGCUAUGAAUAAACAAGAACUAAAUGUUGUAAUACUUAAUAAAGAUAUAGAAGAUCUAAUAGAUAAUAUAACAAAAUGUCUGGCGACUGCACAAAAUUCACAAAUUAGAUUAAAAAAAUUGCAUAGAAAGUUAGAUGAUCAUAAUCCGAUAGUUGACAGUAAUGUAAUAAACGACGAGGAAGAAAAUAUUUUGAAAAUAGAAGACAAAGAACCAGAGACAAAAGAUGAAGUUUUUUAUUUUGUUAAAACAGAAGACGAUAGUAUCACACAAGCGGCCGAAGAUGUCACAACAGGGCCGGGGAAAAAAGAAAAGGAAACUUCGAAAUUUGUUUUAAAUGAAUUGAAAAGGAAAUUAGUGAAAAGAGAAGACGUGAUGCGGGAAAGAGAAAGACAGGCGUUGGCGAAAACUAUGCCAGAACUAAAAGUGGUUCCAGAAUUCUCUCGACAAAUAAAACUCGAAGAGGUUUUAGACCGAAAAGGUUUUAUAUCAAAAAUAGUAAAAAAACAAACGAAAAAAGUUAAAAAUAAAAAAUCAUGCGGUGUAUUUAAUAAUCAAAGAUGUAGAUUGAAAAAUAAAUUCUAUAUGAGCGAAACAGAAAUCUCGGGAUAUAUUUAUGAAGCGAAUUCAUGUUUAAAAUGUAAGAUCAAAUUAAUUACGAUCACUGUAUUUAGUAAUUUUAUUAUAAUAACCAAAUGGUGUAGAAAAUCAAAACCAAUCACAGAUAAUAAAUUUGAACACCAUCUUGGCGAAUCAAUAAACAAUAAUUCACAAGAAAAUUUCAAAGUUUCGAAGAAAGAUUUAGAAUUAUCAUCAUCUGAAAGUGAAUCAGACUUCGAUCAAAUAGGACGAGGGGAAAUUUUGAAAGACAUUCGACGGCAUAGAGUAAACAAAAAGAACACAAUCAUAGACACAGCUGACGAGAGUUUACGGCCCAUAGAGUAUAGUUUAGGUACUGGAUUGGCUAUGGCAUCGGUGUUACAGAUAAAUAGCUUCGCGAAUAGACUUAAUAUGGCGGAAGAAGAGUUUAUUGGAGAUGGUGAGGUGUCAGAUGAUAGUGGAAACGAUGAUUAAAUCAAUAUUAA